GGCUUGGAGGUGCCCCCCAGCAUGGCCUGGGUCUCACGUUGGAGUCCCCAGAGCCCACUACACAGAAGAUGGCUGCAGUGAGCUGAGCAAGGGGACCACCACUGCUGUCUCCAGUGGAGCCCAUCUUGUGACGACAGCAGGAUUUACAGCACCCAGACCCCUGCCUGGCAUCCCGCUCGCCCAGACUGGACACCUGGGAGGCAUCCCCGACUCUCCCACACCCACCGGCUGACUAGAAGCCUUCUGCAGGGGGUCCCAGUACUCCUAGCGGUGCUAAGACGAGAGGAAGAAGAAUACAAGGUGGAAGAGUGGUUGAGUCCCGGUACUUGCAGUAUGAGAAGAAAACCACCAAAAAGCCUCCUGCAGCAGAUGCAUUAAAGGCCAGUGGGAAGAUGCCUGAAGGUGGAAGAAAACCCAACCCAUUCCAGAAGAGCAAAGACAGCAGUGGAACUGGCAAAGGUGACCUGCAGUCUACCUUGCUGGAAGGGCAUGGCACUGCCCCACCUGACCUGGAUCUCUCGGCCAUUAAUGACAAAAGCGUGGUCCGAAAGACUCCACAGUUAGAAAAAACAAUGUCAAAGAAAGCUGAGUCAUCAUCAUUUUCUGCCUUGAGGAAAAAGAGCCCAGAUCUCUCCGAAGCGAUGGAAAUGAUGGAAUCCCAAACACUACUCCUGACUCUGCUGACCUUGAAGAUGGAAAGUGGUCUUGCUGCAUUCGAAGAAAAGGCAGAAAAGAAUUUAUUAAUAAUGUGCAAAGAGAAGGAGAAGCUCCAGAAAAAAGCUCACGAGCUGAAGCGCCAAUUUCUCCUCUGUCAGAGGAAGCGGGAGCUGGCAGGCGUCCUGGACGCGCAGAUCGAGAUGCUGAGCCCCUGUGAGGCCAUAGCCAGCUGCUUUAAGGAACGAUACAAGACAUUUGCGACGGCCCUGGACACCACGAGGCAUGAACUGCCCGUGAGAUCGGUCCACCUGGACGGAGACGGGCAGUGCUUCUUAGACAAGUUGCAGGGGGAAUUGACGACCACAUGCCAUCUGCUGGGAGAACUUGGCAUCAGCAGCUCAGAAGAAAACGCAAAGGCCUUGGACCUGCUGAGGGAACUCAAGGAAAUGACCCAAAAGAAGGAUCUGGAGCUCCAAAGGAGCUUUACCCAGGUUCUGGAACUCUCCGCCGAGGCGAGUAAAGAGGCAGCCUUAAUCAACCAGGAGGCCUGGGAAAAGGCCCAGGGCCCCAAGGCCACCAGCCAGUGGUAUUUCAAUCCUGAGGAGGCCACUGGUGGGGAAACUCAGGGAGAGCUAAGGAGCCUGCUCCUUUCGGGCCACGACGAGCCGUGAAUCCACACGCAGGCUGUGUCCCCAACUGGAGUGGGGACCUUCCUGCACACCAUGGGGAAGGAAGCACGUCCUGUGCCCCUUGUUUGGGGUGGGGAGAGGGGGUGGACCUGCAGUGACCCACAUAUGAUGUUCUGGAAACUUGAGCACUUUAUACACUUAGCCUAGCCAUAUAGUUAUUGUUUUGUAAGAUAGUCCCGUUGGAUAAUUUAACAAAUAAAACUGUUUUGCAGUUGA
This is a messenger RNA of Aethalodelphis obliquidens (Pacific white-sided dolphin), 1562 nucleotides long. It is a transcript of the gene HAUS8, whose product is annotated as HAUS augmin like complex subunit 8. Gene Ontology annotation, cellular component: nuclear microtubule; cytoplasm; centrosome. The record is from RefSeq and is a predicted model, not a curated record. The transcript is spliced from 11 exons. NCBI's taxonomy places the organism in Eukaryota, Metazoa, Chordata, Mammalia, Artiodactyla, Delphinidae. Gene Ontology annotation, biological process: spindle assembly; centrosome cycle. The coding region runs from base 393 to 1328 and encodes 311 amino acids. Gene Ontology annotation, molecular function: microtubule binding.